CGAACCCGCCACCACAGAUUGCUGGGCUUCCAGUAACUGGACCCGCCCUCUCCAAAGUCGUCGAGCUAGAGACCUCAUUAUUCAUUUGGUUCAGUAGUCGACACUUGAGCCGAGUGCAACAAGAAAGCAACAAAGAGAUAUACCGCGAUGGCUGACAACUACACGGAAGUCACGACGCCCAAGGCGACAACAGCCUUCGACGAGGCCAACAAGGCCGCUGCACGUCUCAUCAAGCCCAAGGCCAUCCUGUACACGAGCGCAUUGCUGUCGUGGUUGCAGCCGUUCCAGAGCGGUUGGUCCACCUCGCAGACCAACCUGUCGCAGUACAACGACACAGACGAGUGCAAUGCGCGUCCCGUGGCUGAGGACACGUGCCUCAUGUUCCCUGGCCACUCGAAGCUGGAGUGGACGUUCGCCGUGAACGCAUGGAUCUUCGGCGCCAUGAUCGGAUCGCUGUGCUGCGGCCACUUCAGUGACCGACUCGGCCGUAAGAAGACGUUGAUGCUGAAUUGUAUCUUCAUGUUCGUCGGCGGUGUGGUUGAAGCUUCCGUGUCCAACAUCUGGGCGUUCGCCGUGGGCCGUCUCAUCGCCGGUAUUGCUUCCGGUACGGCCACGGGUACUAUCGGCGCGUACGUGAACGAGCUGUCUCCGCCGCACAUGCGCAACACUUUGGGUCUGGGUCUGCAGAUCUUCACCACGAUCGGUAUCUUGUUCCCGGCGAUCUGCUUCUUCUUCGCCAACACGAGCUCUGGCUGGCGUUACCUGGCUGCGUUCCCGUGCAUCUUGGCUGUCAUCUACCUGGUGUUGGCGCCGUCCAUGUGCAUUGAGAGUCCGGCGUGGCUGCUCACUAAGGGCCGCACGGAGGAGGCCAAGGAGGUCAUCGCUCGUCUGUAUGGCGAGGAGCACGUGCAGACAGCUCUGUCGUGGCUUGAGGUGAACAAGGCUAGUGCCGAGGAGGGUCUCAUCGACUCUACACCCAAGAAGGAAUCCAUGUUCAACCCGCGCUACCGCAUGCAGCUUCUGGGUGGCAUUAUGCUGUCGUGCGCUCAGCAGCUUUCGGGUAUCAACGCUGUGUUCUACUACUCCGGCAGCAUCUUCUCGGACGCCGGUAUCUCGGACUCGCGUGUGGGUACGCUGAUCAUCGACUUCAUCAAUAUCUUCCCCGCCUUCUUCACCGGUGUGCUGGCUAACCGCUUUGGUGCUCGCAACAUGAUCCUCUGGGGUCUGUCGGGUAUGGUGGUCAUGUCCAUCGGUAUGACGGUGGCUUUCGUGGUGGACGUGUCUGCUCUGUCGAUUGUGUUCACUGCUCUGUACGUGAUCGUGUUCGGUGUGACGCUGGGUCCUCUCGUGUGGGUGAUGACUGCCGACAUUUUCCCGGACUCGAUCCGUGCCAGCGCUUCGUCGCUUUGCAUUGGUAUCAACUGGCUGUGCAACCUCAUCGUGGGUGUAUCGUACCCGUACGUGUCGGAUGCCCUGGACGACUACGCGUAUGUUCCGUUCGUGGUGCUUCUUGCGAUCUUCUACCUGUUGGCGUUGAAGCUGGUUCCGGAGACGUCGGGCAAGUCGGCUGAGGAGAUUCAGGCCGAGUACGACUCGCGUCGUGAGAAGUAG
Molecule: messenger RNA, 1611 nt
Organism: Phytophthora nicotianae INRA-310
Lineage: Eukaryota; Oomycota; Peronosporomycetes; Peronosporales; Peronosporaceae
Exons: 2
Coding region: 148-1611 (487 amino acids)
Biological process (GO): monosaccharide transmembrane transport
Cellular component (GO): membrane
Molecular function (GO): hexose transmembrane transporter activity
Source: RefSeq, a predicted model, not a curated record